Molecule: messenger RNA, 1719 nt
Organism: Canis lupus familiaris (dog)
Lineage: Eukaryota; Metazoa; Chordata; Mammalia; Carnivora; Canidae
Gene: KRT83
Product: keratin 83
Exons: 9
Coding region: 1-1464 (487 amino acids)
Biological process (GO): keratinization; intermediate filament organization
Cellular component (GO): keratin filament
Molecular function (GO): structural constituent of skin epidermis
Source: RefSeq, a predicted model, not a curated record
AUGACCUGUGGCUUCAGCAACGUGGGCUGCGGAUUCGGCCCCAGGACCUUGAGCUGCGCCUCGGCCUGCGGGCCCCGGCCCGGCCGCUGCUGCAUCACGGCCGCCCCCUACCGCGGCGUCUCCUGCUACCGCGGCCUCACCGGGGGCUUCGGCAGCCGCAGCGUCUGCGGGGCCUUCCGCGCCGGCUCCUGCGGCCGCAGCUUCGGCUACCGCUCGGGCGGCGUGUGCGGGCCCAGCCCGCCCUGCAUCACCACCGUGUCGGUCAACGAGAGCCUCCUGACGCCCCUCAACCUGGAGAUCGACCCCAACGCGCAGUGCGUCAAGCACGAGGAGAAGGAGCAGAUCAAGUGCCUCAACAGCAGGUUCGCCGCCUUCAUCGACAAGGUGCGCUUCCUGGAGCAGCAGAACAAGCUGCUGGAGACCAAGUGGCAGUUCUACCAGAACCGCAAGUGCUGCGAGAGCAACCUGGAGCCCCUGUUCGAGGGCUACAUCGAGACGCUGAGGCGGGAGGCCGAGUGCGUGGAGGCCGACAGCGGGAGGCUGGCCUCCGAGCUCAACCACGUCCAGGAGGUGAUGGAGGGCUACAAGAAGAAGUAUGAAGAAGAAGUCGCACUUCGGGCCACCGCUGAGAACGAGUUUGUGGCCCUAAAGAAGGAGGUGGACUGCGCCUACCUCCGCAAGUCAGACCUGGAGGCCAACGCCGAAGCCCUGACCGAGGAGAUCGACUUCCUGCGGCGCCUGUAUGAGGAGGAGAUCCGCGUCCUCCACGCCCACAUCUCAGACACCUCGGUCAUCGUCAAGAUGGACAACAGCAGGGACCUGAACAUGGACUGCAUCGUGGCCGAGAUCAAGGCCCAGUACGACGACAUCGCCAGCCGCAGCCGGGCUGAGGCCGAGUCCUGGUACCGCAGCAAGUGUGAGGAGAUGAAGGCCACGGUGAUCCGGCACGGGGAGACCCUGCGCCGCACCAAGGAGGAGAUCAACGAGCUCAACCGCAUGAUCCAGAGGCUGACGGCCGAGGUCGAGAACGCCAAGUGCCAGAACACCAAGCUGGAGGCUGCCGUGACGCAGGCGGAGCAGCAGGGCGAGGCGGCCCUCACCGACGCCCGCUGCAAGCUGGCAGAGCUGGAGGCCGCCCUGCAGAAGGCCAAGCAGGACAUGGCCUGCCUGGUCAAGGAGUACCAGGAGGUGAUGAACUCCAAGCUGGGCCUGGACAUCGAGAUCGCCACCUACAGGCGGCUGCUGGAGGGCGAGGAGCACAGGCUGUGUGAAGGUGUUGGAGCUGUGAAUGUCUGCGUCAGCAGCUCCCGGGGCGGGGUCGUGUGCGGUGACCUCUGCGUGUCGGGCUCCCGGCCCGUGACUGGCAGCGUGUGCAGCGCCCCGUGCACCGGGAACGUGGCGGUGAGCACGGGCAUGUGCGCGCCCUGCGGCCCGCUGAACACCACCUGCGGAGGGCGGUGUUAGGCGGCCCCCGCAUAGAGCCGGAGAAGCCCCCCUGCCUGCCGGACGCGCCCGCCGCGGGGCUCUCCCCCUCGGGUUCUGAGAAGACACCCCCCGUGGCUCCUCCGCUCACCUCGGCCCACGGCUGCCUUGGCUGCAGGCCCCUCGCGCGGAGAAGGGCUCUCCUGCCCCCGAAGGAGCACGGCUGAUGCCCACCCCCUUCCCGCCCGCCUCUCUGGUCUCUUGUCUCCUGUUGUCCCAAUAAACUGGGGGACCCGC